This is a messenger RNA of Chara braunii, 1488 nucleotides long. The record is from the annotation of a GenBank genome assembly. NCBI's taxonomy places the organism in Eukaryota, Viridiplantae, Streptophyta, Charophyceae, Charales, Characeae.
CAGGUCCUUCGGAGGGCUUCGUCCUCGGCAAUCCCGAGGUCGAAGCAGGAUGCAGGGCUGUGCACAACGUAAUUCGCUGGGCGUGUCGCCAACACUUUCACGCGGAAGGGGACCCGGAUUGUUCGAAAGGAAAAGGGAAAAGCAUAUCAUAUGCAGAGAAAACGAAAUCCGGGAAACCGAACUCGGAUCCGAAAGCAAAGGGAAAGUCCCCUUGCCGAAGAACGAUCUCAAAAGGGCGAAGGGGCCGCAAGGCCCCCACCCACCCCCACCCCAGAAGGAAGUUGCCGAUAAAACAAUGAAGGGGGUGACUCACAAGGAUUUCCCUCCCCCUCAGAGAGUAGGGAAGCCACAGGAGAAGCCCGUGAAGCCUGUAGAUCUCAACCCGACAACGAAAAUGGAAAUUGAGAAAGCCUCAUUCGAGAAGAAGGAUGGGGACAAAGAUCGGAUGGAUGAAGAUAAGACGGCAACAGGAAGAGAGAAAAGAAAGCGAGAAAAAGAACCGCUACUGGAUGAGGAAGACGAAAAGGAUCAACAAAAGGAGAAGGGGAAAGAGGAAAAAACCGAGAGGAGUAAGACAGGGGAAGAGGAGGAGGAGGAGGGAAAAGAGGAGGAGGAAGAGGAAGAAGAGAAAGGUAAAUUGGGAGAUGAAGACUCGGAGGGAGAGAAGGAAGGGGAAGCCUCAACCUCGGAAAGCGAAAUGAGUGAAGAGGAGGAGGAAGGGAUGGAUGUAGAGAAACUAGGGCUUGCUUCCCUCGAGACCCCUGAUCAUACCCCCGACAUCAAAAUUUAUCGGAACAAAAUUUUCGAUGAAACAACAGAGAAGGCUGCACUUCAGAAAGCAGACUCAAAAGAAUCCUUUUCGGAGGAAGAUUUUGCGGACUGCCGUGAAGCACUGUCGACUCCAGAUAGUGACAAGGCAAAGGACGAUGCCGUCGGUCAGAAACAAGCCCUAAGGGCAGCCGAAGCCUCCUUUGCCAAAAUUGGCAGGACCCAGAAAGCCACUAAGCCAGCAGUAUAUAACCACCGGGAGCGAAAAGGGAGAACGGUAAAACCAUCCCUCUCCCUAGCCCUUCCCAUGGGCACCUUGGGGCGUGCGGACAAAGUAAUAACCACUGAGGUGGCAGUACCAUUGAUUUGCAUACAGUCGCCAUAUGGGCCAAUGGUAUUAGCGAAACUGGACAAGAACGAAUCGACAUACUUCCCAACGUUCCCAGUGACAGGCCAGCCAACAUAGACUCAGCUGGCAGCUGAAAUAAAAAAGUGAGUGCUGACAUAAAACCUCUCUUGUGUCGUAUUGGCAAAUCCGAAGAGAGGCAGGGUCAUUGUUAACUCACCUAAAGUGAAAUACAUGCUACACCUCGCCUUUAUGAAGCUGCAGGGAGCUCCUCAGUCCCUCGAAGAUCUGAGGACCCAACAGGUCGAUUGGACUCCGUUAGCACACUUCUUGGACAUAGGUAUAGAUACAUUGAAUGAAUUUGAGGUGUGCGA